AUGGGUCUACGAGCUGCUACUCGCGGCGCCCCUCCUCGCUCGCCCCUCCUCGCUCGCCCCCAGCCCGCCCGCGGGAGGGAGGAAAACACUGGCCACGUGACUCGGAAGCGUGACUUUGUUGAUCUCCACGUAUUUGGCGCCGGUCGGCGGGGUCGGGGCCCGGGAGAGGGAGGGGACCGCUGGCGGCCGCCGGUGCUGCCCUUGUCCUGUGUCCUCCAGGUGAAGAGUGAAGGACCCAAACUGGUGCCGUUCUUCAAGGCCACCUGCGUGUAUUUCGUGCUCUGGCUGCCCUCAUCUAGCCCGUCGUGGGUCAGCACCCUCAUCAAAUGCCUGCCCAUCUUCUGCCUCUGGCUCUUCCUUCUGGCCCAUGGCCUGGGAUUCCUGCUGGCCCACCCUAGUGCCACCCGCAUCUUUGUGGGGCUUGUCUUCUCUGCUGUAGGUGACGCCUUCCUCAUCUGGCAGGACCAAGGAUACUUCGUGCAUGGUCUGCUGAUGUUUGCUGUGACCCACAUGUUCUACGCCUCAGCCUUUGGCAUGCGGCCACUGGCUCUUCGGACAGGUCUGGUGAUGGCAGUGCUGUCUGGUCUGUGUUAUGCCCUCCUCUACCCGUGCCUCUCAGGUGCCUUCACCUACCUGGUGGGGGUCUAUGUGGCCCUUAUCGGCUUCAUGGGCUGGCGAGCUAUGGCAGGGCUGCGGCUGGCCGGGGCAGACUGGCGCUGGACAGAGUUGGCAGCUGGCAGUGGUGCACUCUUCUUUAUGAUCUCAGACCUGACCAUCGCCCUCAACAAAUUCUGUUUUCCUGUGCCCUACUCUCGGGCGCUCAUCAUGUCCACCUACUAUGCGGCUCAAAUGCUCGUCGCCCUGUCAGCUGUCGAAAGCCGGGAGCCUGUGGAACACUACAGACUGAGCAAGGCCAACUGAGGUGCCAGGGUCCGGUCACCCCUCUCUCCUCCUGGGGCUGGGGCCCAGAUCCUGGGAAGCUGCAGGAGCUGGAUCAGAAUGGCUGCAGUGCCAUCCUGGGGCAGCAGGUUCUGCCUGAGGAAUUUGCAAGUUUGAGUGGGGAGGCUGGAAAAGGAUCUCCCUAGUGGAACUCGUGGUCCAGGACAAUGCUGAGAGCUAAAAGAGCCAGCCUAAUCCCUGACUGGAGCCAGAAGUAGACAUCUCCCCACCUCUACCCCAUCAGGACUUUCAAAAGCCCUCCUGGAAGGUGAUGGUGCUCAGCUUCUUGACACACCCCCUUCCCCUACCAGGUGGAAGAGUCUGACUCCAUGUGUUAUGCCUAGGACCAAUGGCAGUGGUUCGUCCACUCCUCCCCUUUUUCAUCUGCACAGAGUUGAGGGAAAUGGGAGAAUCUGUGCUGAGAAGACUUAGACCCAGGAGCCCCUUUCACAGGCCCCUAGUUGGGAAGACUGGAUGAGAGUGGAGCCUCCCUUUUCCCUCUUCUAUCCUUGUUACUUGAACAAUCUCAAUUUCUAAGUGGUGGGUGGGGAUAUGAAGAGGUGUGGAUCCAGGCUAGGCAGGAGAGAGAACUUUUUUGGUCUCGGAGCUUGGGGUCUCAAGAAUUCAAGUGGCCCCAUCUCUCUCUCAGGCAAGCCCAAAGCUCAGGUCCCAUAUACCACCCUUAGAUCCUGUCCCCAGGGCUAGGGUGAACCAUGCCAAAGGAGGGGGCCAACUUCUCUGUGUGUGUGUGUGUGUGUGUGUGUAGCCUGUCUCCUAGUCUGCCUAUGUCUUUCUCUGCUAUAUGUUUCUGUCCUGCUGUCUGUCUGUCAAAAGUCUCACAGAGAGAGGGCCUCAGGGAGCUGCUGAGGGGUGCUGAGCCUGGCUCAGGGAGCUGGGACCUCUCCCCUCCAACACACAUACUCACAGGGCUUUCCUCCUUGCCCCUCCUACACUAGGAGCAAGAGGAGGGGGCUGCAAUGACACUCUGGGGUUUUAAGACCCAAGGCACAUUCAAUGCAAGGGGAGCAAGGAUGGGACAACUCCAUCUUCUGCUGCCCGUGUGAAAAAAAAUAAAAAUCAAGAGCCAUUGGCUGCUCUGCUUGUGGGCCUGUGUGGCACAUGCCUAUCUUGGAGAGGGCAUGGGGGCAUGGUGCCAGGGGCUCUGGCUGUCCUCACAGCCUAGUCACAGUCCUGGGCAGUGCAUCUUGGUGCCAGGCUGGCUCCCUGGCUCUGGUGACACUGUGCUGGUUGGAGUGUGUCUCACUUCCCUGGUGUAGGUGAGGAUGUGGUUUAGGAGGAUGGGGGAUGGGUGGUAUUUGUCACUGUCCAAAUUUGUCCUUGUUGUACUCCCCUGUGCACAGGUGCCCAGCACCCUUGGUGACCUUUAGUUAUCCAGUGUCACCUAUUGCUGCCCACCUCCUCCCCUCCCGACUCGAGACCUGCUGCUUCCUUCAAAAUGAUCCAGAUUCCCUUCAAGCAUCUCCCUCAUCUUGGACUCUGGGCUUAGUUGAACAGCUGGGAGCAAUGGGAUUAGAUUGACUGAUUCAUUCAUUAGAUGUAAAGCCCUGGCAGAAUAAUGUGUCACUCUGCUCCAGGAGCAUUUGCAACUUAACAGGCAAUGCCCUAACCCAGAAGUGGAAAGGGAAGCCUUCGGUGGUGGUGGAUAUGCCAUCAGUAGAGGUGUUGCACAUUUGUGGGAAUGUGAUUUAGGAGACUCAAGUGUCAUGGGUGGUUGGAUGAAUCAGUGAUUUCCAAAUUAGUUUUUGCAGAGAUUCCUGGUAAGGGGUUAGCGAAGGAAUAAUGAGAGAAGGCAGGCUCAAAGACCCCCUAUCCUUAUUUCAAGUCCAGUAGCUUCUUAGGUUGCGUUUUUUUGUUUUGUUUUGUUGUGGAAGGAGUCCACUGAAAAACGUAAGUUUGAAACUUAGUGAGCUGGAUGAUCGAUCCUUUCUAGCUCUGAACCCUGGAUACUAAAGAGGGAAGAUCUUGAUCCUUUCAAACUUCAGAACUCUGAACACAGACCUACCUAGUGUGAAGAAAUGGGAGAGAGCAGGAUGGGGAGAAGGAUGAAGUCAGCAGGACUUGCCUCCAAGCUCUGAGGGGAGGGAUAAGGUGCCAUGUGGAUGUGGAGGAGGGGAAGGGAAGUCUAGGCCCAGUCACAGGAAGGCUGGUCACUGCCUUGUGGGUGGGUUUGGACUAGGCUUUCAGGGGUCCAGGUCUGGGAUUCCCCAUCAUGCAAUCACAUCCAUCCCCUUGGUCCCUGCUGUAUACCACCCUCAGGAAUAGGAAAGGAUGAAUUUAGUUUAUUGCCCCAUCCCUUCACUGAAUGUUUACAUUGACAUUGACAAACACCAGAGAGCAAACUGGGCUUCCUACACCAGGCCAUGCAGAGGACCGGCCAAGAAGCUCCACAUCGUAACAGCCUCCUGAUGCCUGGACUGGGCUGGAGCUCACAUAAGGUGCUUUGAUUUCUUCUGCAGACUCUCGGUGAUGGAUGCUACAAUUGACUUAUCAUCUUUGUCUGAAAGAGCAAAGCAAGUAUUCAUUAUAUUAAUGAUGCUGGGGACCAGGGAAAUUCCAAACUGCUGGACUUCCUAUGCAGGAAACCAGGAGCUGGACCCUGGGACCCUUAAUCUUGGGUUGGCAGAGCGGAAGGGGCGAGAGCUGCCAUUUAUCUAGCAGUUAAUAUUUGCCAGACAUUGUGCCAGGCAAUUCUGUACUAUCUCAUUUAAACCUCACAGUCCUAUAAAGAAGAUGAGAAAACAGG
Messenger RNA from Mandrillus leucophaeus (drill), 3703 nucleotides. It is a transcript of the gene TMEM86A, whose product is annotated as transmembrane protein 86A. The record is from RefSeq and is a predicted model, not a curated record. Gene Ontology annotation, cellular component: membrane. Bases 1 to 921 code for a protein of 306 amino acids. The transcript is spliced from 4 exons. NCBI's taxonomy places the organism in Eukaryota, Metazoa, Chordata, Mammalia, Primates, Cercopithecidae.